Molecule: messenger RNA, 894 nt
Organism: Heterostelium album PN500
Lineage: Eukaryota; Evosea; Eumycetozoa; Acytosteliales; Acytosteliaceae
Exons: 2
Coding region: 1-894 (297 amino acids)
Source: RefSeq, a predicted model, not a curated record
AUGUACAAAUAUUUGUGUACUUAUGUUUUGGGAAAUAAGUUGAAUGAAACUGAAGUUCCUGCUUAUUACACUGCCAGGUUCUUGGAGCUAAAUUGUGAAGAAGGAAAACCAUGCAACCGAAUUGUAUUGACUAAACUAAAUGAAGCUUCUCAAGAGCGUGUCUUUGCCACCCGUUUGAUCUUUGGAGAUGGUGAACAACAUCGUGAAUGGGACGGUAAAGAAAGAAACGAAUCCAGAGGAGAGCAUCAUGAGUGGGAUGGUAAAGCAAGAAAUGGUUCUAGAGGUGAACACCAUGAAUGGGAUGGUAAAGCAACAAAUGAAUCUAGAGGAGAGCACCAUGAAUGGGAUGGUAAAGCAAGAAACGAAUCCAGAGGAGAACACCAUGAAUGGGAAGGAAAAGAGAGUAGAGUAGAUCAUCAUGAAUGGAAUGGUAAAGGAUCAGAGGCAAACAAGACUCGUGAACAUAAGUUUAAUAAUGGAGAGAUCAUCGUCUAUGGUUCUUUACAUCAACUAAAUGGUAGUAGUACUCAUCAUGUCUUUAAGGUAAUUACUCUAUUCCAUCGUGUUCCACUAUCAUUCAAUGAAACCAAGGAUAAAAAAGAAGAAAUUAAGGAAAAAGAAAGCUCUGGAAAGUUCUAUCGUGUACAAGGCGCUGGAUUCGGAGUUUGUAAAUCAUUGAAUUGCUCAUCGUUGGCACUGAACGAGAUCAAUUCCAGCAAUAGAGUGUUGAUAAAGAGCAUCUCUUCGCCAUACUCUGAGAAACACUUUGACCAGAAAUGGAUUGACACUGAACUAUUUGUUGUGAAGUUGCCAGAGACAGGCAUUGUUCAAGCCACAGUUGUAGAUGGUGUAGCAAGCAUCACUUCAAUCUACUUUACAAAACAACACAAGUAA